AUGAUUCAAGAGCCUUAUUUCUCGUUACCUGUGGUUGUGGCACCGAUAGAGCAGGAAACUGCAGUGCCAACACCUGCUGUCAGUCUACCUGACGUUGCAGUGCAAGAAACUGCGGUGCCACCACCUGUUGUUGGUUCUCCUAACUUGGCAUUAAAUGGAAAUGAGGACCCUGUUCCUCAGGACCAAGUAGAACCCAUUGCCAUGGAUGAGGGGGAGCAACAACAGCCUCCUGUGCAAGAAAUACCAGUCGCAGUGGCCCCGAGAAGAUACCAGAGUAAUCCAGGCAUAGAGCACUGGAAAAUGGUAAAGAAAGCUUUGCGCUAUGUGAGGGGCACAACUGGCCUCAUGCUAACAUAUAGAAAAUCAGAAACUUUAGAAAUAGAAGGGUAUUCAGAUUCAGAUUUUGCAGGAGAUGCAGAUGAUAGAAAGUCCACAUCUGGAUACAUCUUCACUCUUGCAAAAGGAGCAAUAUCGUGGAAAAGCUCCAAACAGACAGUUACAGCAUCCUCCACGAUGUAUGCUGAAUUUGUGUACUCGAUUCGUACACUAGAUGUGAUCCUAGUCCAGAAACAGAGAAGAUUAGAACCUAACAACAAAUUGUCAGGUGACAUAUCUGAUACCAUCAGCAACUGUAGAGUCCUGGAAAAACUAGCUUUGGAUGGCAAUUCAUUCCAAGGAAGCAUUCCCGCUACAUUCAACAAAAUGGCAGGCCUCUCUUUCCUCAAUUUGACGAACAACAAACUGAACGGUAGCAUCCCUGGCAACCUAGCCAGCAUUACCAACUUGCAGGAGUUGCACCUUGCCCACAAUAACUUAUCAGGAACGAUUCCAGAAUCAUUAGGCAAUCAAACGUCUCUGCUCCGCCUUGAUCUAUCCUUCAACAAUUUGCAUGGGGAAGUACCAAAAGAAGGGCUUUUCACAAAUCUAACAGGACUAUCAAUUGUUGGGAACAAUGCAUUAUGCGGCGGAGUACCACAGCUCCAUCUGCCAGAAUGCCUAAGCUCUAGUGCAAGAAAGAAUAAGAAAGGCAUGUCGAAGUCUCUUAGAAUAGCAAUCCCAACAGCAGGAGCUCUCCUGCUAUCAAUUUUUGUUGUUUGGGCUGGAUUUCUUUACAGAAAGUUGAAGACAGCAUCAAAAAAAGAAAUACCACCACAAUUCACAGAGCCCGAGCUUCCAAUAGUUCCGUACAAUGACAUAUUGAAAGGAACAGAUGGAUUUUCAGAAGCAAAUGUGCUUGGAAAAGGAAAAUAUGGUAAAGUAUAUAAAGGGACUCUAGAAAAUCAAGCCACUGCCGUAGCUGUUAAGGUGUUCAAUCUCCAGGUAUCAGGAUCAUAUAAAAGCUUCCAGGCUGAAUGUGAGGCACUGAGAAGAGUGAGGCACCGCUGCCUUGUAAAGAUCGUUACAUGCUAUUCAAGCAUCGACCACCAGGCUCAUGACUUCAGAGCAAUAGUCUUUGAGUUCAUGACUAACGGCAGCUUAGACAGAUGGAUCCACUCAAAUUUUGAUAGCCAAAAUGGGCAAGGAGCACUCAGCUUGUCACAGAGGUUAGAUAUCGCAGUGGACAUCGUGGAUGCUUUGGACUAUCUUCACAAUGGUUGCCAGCCACCAGUCAUCCAUUGCGAUCUAAAGCCAAGUAACAUUCUUCUUAAUCAGGACAUGAGAGCUCGUGUUGGGGAUUUUGGCAUUGCUAGAGUUCUAGAUGAAGCAACAAGCAACCAACAUUUGAAUUCCAACAGUUCCAUAGGAAUAAGAGGAUCCAUUGGGUACAUUGCUCCAGGUAACUUUUGCUCGUCCCCAUGUUCUUCACAUUAUAUCACCUAA
Molecule: messenger RNA, 1821 nt
Organism: Panicum virgatum (switchgrass)
Lineage: Eukaryota; Viridiplantae; Streptophyta; Magnoliopsida; Poales; Poaceae
Product: receptor kinase-like protein Xa21
Exons: 3
Coding region: 1-1821 (606 amino acids)
Biological process (GO): protein phosphorylation
Molecular function (GO): protein binding; ATP binding; protein kinase activity
Source: RefSeq, a predicted model, not a curated record